AUGACCCACGAGCUCCUGCCGCGCAAGGCCGAGGACUUCCGUAAGCAAGCGUACUGGGACACGUUCUUUGAAAAACGGAGCGAAAAGGCCUUUGAAUGGUACGGAGACUAUGCGUGUCUCCGUUCGGCUUUCCAGGCGCUGCUAGGGCUACCACACGACGCGCCGACGUCGCUUUUGCGCCGCUUGAAAGCCAAUCUUCGUGUCCUCGUUAUUGGCUGCGGCAAUUCGGCGCUAAGUAACGACCUGGCAGUCGAUGGUUACAGUAAUUUGCUGAGCGUGGACUUCAGUGAGCGCGUGAUUGACGAAAUGAAGCGGAAGCAUCCAGCGCUACAGUGGCAGGUGAUGGACAUGACAGACAUGCGGACGCUGGCGGACAAUAGCUUUGACCUUGUUAUGGACAAAGGAGCGCUGGAUGCUCUGAUGGCUGAGGAUACUGCAGCUGUUAAAGAAGAUGCGUCGAGGAUGUUGCAGGAAGUGCGGCGUGUACUGGCUGCUGGGGGACGGUACUGCUGCGUGACGAUGGCCCAAGACUUUAUUUUGCAGCAUCUACUUGACUUCUUUGUCAUGGACGUGCACGAAGAGGCGACGGUCUGGAGUGUGACCGUGCAGGAGCUCCCGCGAGAACGACGGAAACCUUUUGUCCCGUUUCUUGUGGCAGCGCUCAAGUGCCGGAAGGCAGACGUCAGAGCGCAGGCAAAGGUCCGGUACAAUGCCAAGCACUUUGUUAGCGAAAAAGAUGAUGCGAGACUGCGCUGGUUGACUCACGAAGUGGAAGCGACGCAGUGGUUUGCUAUGACGCAGGCGGCACUGCGUCAAUUGAAAGUUGGUAGACAGGAGCUGAUUGAGCUGAUUGCCAAUGACGAAAAGUCCAUGACAAAACAGGUUGAAAGCCAGUGCGGAGUCGUAGAUGGACAAGUGAACCCUAGGUUUACUUUGCGCCUUGUUGACACGAGUCAGCGCGGACCCAAUGGUAGUUGUGCCGUCUUCCUCAUCCCACAAGGUCGUGAGCACGAGUGGAUGUUCUCGACUGAAGAGGGAGCGAACGAACUCGCAGUAGGGGCUGGGUUUAGCCGUUUGAUCCUUGUAGCGUUCGGUCGCGGUGGCCACGCCUUUGAGAGCGCUGCAAAGGUACAAGAAGAGUUGAACGCCAAGAUCAUGGAGCUGGCCCCUGACACGCUUGGCCCGGAUGAGAAGAUUCCAUACUUGACGGUGGAGGAAGGUCUUGGUGCUCGUAACAUUGUCCAUCAGAGCACGUCCUCGCUCAGCGGUGCUUUCUUUGUGGAAGAAGUGAAGGAGGAUGGUGAGCUACUUCGGCGCCUGGUGUUCUUAAGUAAUACGAACGUCAUCCAGAGUGAAGUGAAGCUGCAAGACCUCAGCCCUGCUAUUCCCACACCUUCCACUGCUACUCCUGUUGAGAGCCACCAGCAAGCUUCUAGCAUGACUUCUGAAGACGCCGCAACUGCUGCAAGAAAGAAGAAAAACAAGAAGAAGAACCGGAAAAAGGAGCAAAAGGCUAAGGCAAAGCGGGCAAGCGUGGACACGUCCUAUUUGGCAUUCGGGUAUCACAAGGGUAUGGUUGCGGCGCUCCAUGCAACAUCGUUGUCUUCUAGUACGAAUACCGCCAGUCUGCACCGCACGUUGGUGCUUGGUCUCGGCGGGGGUUGUCUGGCGCAGUACCUGCACGAUAAUGUUUCCGGCAUGGAUGUGACAGUAUGCGAAAUUGAUCCCUCUAUCGUGACGGUCGCUGAACAGUAUUUUGGCUUUCAUCCGGACGAGCGUAUGCGUGUGGUGGUAGCCGAUGCGCUCGAAUAUGUUGCGGAACAAUCUACAGCAGCUCCUAGACCCAGCUUCGACUCCAUUAUCGUAGACGUGGACGCGAAACAGCGAGAUGUCGGCAUGAGUUGUCCACCUGUUAGCUUCGUCGAGGACGCGUUCCUGACACAAGUGCACAGCCUACUGAGUUCUCGUGGAGUGCUGCUUGUUAACGUUUCCUGCCGCGAUAGUGUACUGUACAAGGAAAUCAUUGCGCGAUUAGAGCGUGUGUUUGCAGACUCACGUGUAGUUUUUGCGCUGAGACCCGGUGAGCAGGACGUCAACAGUGUUGUAUUCGUCCGCAAAGCAGACGCGAAGGGACUUGAUGCCAAGACAUUGUUGCAGCAGCUGCAUCGUCAUGGUCGUCGCCGCGGUGAGGCCCAGCACGCACCUGGUUACGUCGAUGAUGAGCUGUGCGAGCUCAUUCGCGACAUCGAAAUUACGAAAUAG
Peronospora matthiolae is the source of this 2262-nucleotide messenger RNA. Lineage: Eukaryota; Oomycota; Peronosporomycetes; Peronosporales; Peronosporaceae. The record is from the annotation of a GenBank genome assembly.